GACCCACCUCUCAACAUCCACACUCGCAACCACCAUGCUCACACGGAGUGCACUGUGCCCAGCUAGGGCCUUUGCCAAUCGUUUCCCUCCCGCGAUACUCGCCCCCUCGUCACUAGGCGCAACCGCUUCCCUUUCGACAUGCACACGACCAAGCCCGCUUCCGCAACAGCGCAAUCGCCCCACGACGACAGCGACGGCGACAGCAACAACGGCGUCGUGCACCCAAUUUCCCCGCAGUAAAUGGCCGGUGCGCUAUGCGUCGACGACACCAGCGCAAUCCAUGGCCAACAAUUCCCCAGGCAGUACACAACCCCAACUCACAUGGGACGCCUUCUUCGCGCUGCGCCGGACGCGCCGCAGAAUUGGCCAGGCCUGCUCUGGCAUUGGCGCUGUGGGUGUCACGUACUUUGGACUCACGACAAUGAUCAACAAUGGCUAUGAUGCAACGCUCUCGGCGCAGCUCGGCGGCUUCGACCCCUUCAUGCUCAUGGGCCUGAGCACCUUGGGCAUGAUGGGCGUGGGGUGGCUCAUUGGUCCUAUCUUUGGCAACCAAGUCUUCAAUUUGGCGUACAGGGGAGUUAUUACCGAGUUCACACGGAAAGACUCGGCCUUUUUCAACCGCAUCAAGCGCCACCGUGUUGAUCCUACCGCAUCAUCGCUGGCCAAUCCUCCCCCGGAUUACUAUGGCGAGAAGAUUGGUAGUGUGGCGGGGUAUAGGCGGUGGCUGAAGGACCAGCGCGCCUUCAAUCUCAAAACGGGCAGGUACAAGGGCGCCAAGACACUGUAGUGGCAUAUACGUUUUUUAUUGCACGAACGCCAGUAUGUCUUAUGGCAGGGUAGUCGGUAUGACGUAGGAAUCAUGAUGAUAAAAGAUGGGGAAUGUACAUUGGGAUCAAAGAGAGCAUCUGGACUCGGCGCAACUCCAAAAAUCAUGCAUCAAUGGAUUGGCAUGACUCUUCGCUCUCUUUUUUUUCUAGUAUACACACUGCAGUGUUUUUACUGCUGGUCUCUCAGCUCACAUGUAUUAAAUUCUAGUGACAGACAUGUAACUCUUUGUACGUUUAUGCCCUGUUGACGUUCAAAACAUAUACCAUCAUUCCACUAAAUCAGGUUUCAACUCU
Bipolaris maydis ATCC 48331 is the source of this 1121-nucleotide messenger RNA. RefSeq names its product mitochondrial import protein Pam17-domain-containing protein. Gene Ontology annotation, cellular component: PAM complex, Tim23 associated import motor. Gene Ontology annotation, biological process: protein import into mitochondrial matrix. Lineage: Eukaryota; Fungi; Ascomycota; Dothideomycetes; Pleosporales; Pleosporaceae. The record is from RefSeq and is a predicted model, not a curated record.